Microdochium trichocladiopsis is the source of this 1522-nucleotide messenger RNA. Its product is annotated as hydrolase-like protein. Lineage: Eukaryota; Fungi; Ascomycota; Sordariomycetes; Xylariales; Microdochiaceae. The transcript has a single exon. The coding region runs from base 211 to 1386 and encodes 391 amino acids. Gene Ontology annotation, molecular function: hydrolase activity, hydrolyzing O-glycosyl compounds. The record is from RefSeq and is a predicted model, not a curated record. Gene Ontology annotation, biological process: carbohydrate metabolic process.
AACAACAACAACAACAACAACAACAACAACAACAACAACAACAACAACAACAACAACAACAACAACAACAACAACAACAACAAUAAGAAACUGGUCCGAAAGCCUGUGCCACAUGUGCCCAGACAGAACGGCCUGCAACAAACAGCAUCCUUGAGAGGGCCAGUCAGACUUCAUUUUCACGUCCUCGACUAAAACCUGACCUACCUCGUAAUGGCUGUCAAACCCGUAUUGCGGGCAGGCAUCGCUCUCUUACACGCUUCUCUUGUGUACGCAGACGUCACUUAUCACCAAGUUUCCGACGACAAGUGCAACUGCUACCUCACCAAUGGCACCGACGCAAGCUACUACAGCUCACACAAGUUCUACGACUUUAGAAGCCUGUCGCAGUAUGCCGGCAUCCCCAGGCCCAUCACAAGCGCGCAGGACAACGCCGACGCUGAUGUGACGAGCGACUUCUUCAAGUCGGAUGUCUUCACCAAUGCAUGGGAGAUCCAGAACUGGAACAACAGCGCCCGCCUGAACUCGGGCGAGGUUGACGCCAGCAUCCUAUUCGUCAACUCGCCAAACAACAUCUACAUUGAGAAGAAUGCGGACCCAGAGCCUGCGUCUCAGACAUACAUGACGAUGCGCACCGCCCGCUUCAAAAACUUCCAGGCCGGUGCCGAGAUCGGGUCCAAGUCCUUUGACUACCACUACCUGUCGAUCCGCAUGUUUGCCCGCACGGUCGGCAGCCCCGGCGCAAUCACAGCCAUGUUCACUUACAAGGGCGCCGAGGACAUCACCGCCGUCCAGGAGUCGGAUCUCGAGAUCCGCACAAGAGACCCGCCUCGGUUCGUCCAGUACUCGAACCAGCCGGCGUACACACCUGGCGGUGGCGACAUCCCCCAGUCUACCCGCAACGUCACCCUGCCCCGCGGCCUGACCUAUCGCGACUGGGCGGUCUGGCGGCUGGACUGGACGCCGACGACCACGACGCACUUUGUCAACGGCGAGCAGGUCGCCUCCAUCGCCUUCCAGAACCCGCGGGACCCGCUGCAGGUCUUCUUCAACUCAUGGAGCGACGGCGGGUCCUGGUCUGGCGUGAUGGACGUGGGAGAGCAGGCAUUCCUGCAGAUCCAGUGGAUCGAGCUCGUCUUCAACGAGAGCCUCGUCAAUGCGACCGAGGGCGGCAGUCCGGGCGGGAGCAACGGCAAGCAGACUCUGACUGAGCGGGCCAUGGCGGGGGACAUGCAGUGCGCCAAUGUCUGCAGCAUCGACGAGUCGCCGACCAUUGGCGUGGCGGUCCUCAUAAAGAGCUCGGCCGUGUCCCUGAAACACGUGUCCCUGCAGAAGACGGCCUGGGCACUUUUCAGUGCUGUGAUUGCCGUUGUGAUGGUUCACAUUUAGGGUAAUAGAAGGUUGGGCGGCGCACUAGAUAUGGACGAUACUAAACUUGUACGAGUAAUGGAAAAGAUCCCGUACUUCAGAGGGUGUCUUUACGAGUGAACGAUAAUAAUAAAACUAAAUCCAUUUGAAGACGGAA